AUGGUACUUUUCUGUAAGAAGCUGCCUAAGCAUAGCAGUCAUGUUUCAUGUAUCUUGGAGGAGAGUGUGGCAGCCGUUUUGAACAAAUAUGAAAGAAAAUCAGAAACGCUCGACCCUUCAGCUCAGGGAAUACAAGAAUGCAAAGAAUCGUUGGGCACCGUUCGUCGUGUAGACUACUGUCCUUCAAAUGAAAGGUCGUGGAAGGAGGCUGAAUUUAAAAAAGGAUGUGGAAAUAUUAAACAGGAUUGUGUGGAUUCCAAGCGCUUCCUUUAUCAUUGUAUAUUAACUGACAUGAUGAAUGAAACGAUUGAAGUGUGCGCUCCAAUUCGGGUGAUGUUCGGAUAUUGUCCUGUAUAUACACUGAUUGGUGCAAAAAUUCACCAUAAUUAUGCGCGUAAGUGCCAACAACUUUUUAAGCCUUGCCCAGAAGAUUUUGAAUCAAAUAAUCUUCAUCAGUACCCCGAGUGCUUAGAACUACCUACAGGACCUACCUUGAACCCCGAUCCUCCGGCUUCUUACUCUGAAAGAAUGCACUUUACUAAAAGAAGGUGA
This is a messenger RNA of Saccostrea cuccullata (small rock oyster), 552 nucleotides long. RefSeq lists its product as uncharacterized. The record is from RefSeq and is a predicted model, not a curated record. NCBI's taxonomy places the organism in Eukaryota, Metazoa, Mollusca, Bivalvia, Ostreida, Ostreidae. The transcript has 5 exons. Bases 1 to 552 code for a protein of 183 amino acids.